CUGCUACCUCUGAUGCGUCUGGUUUUCGCAAGCUCAUUCUAAGAUUGUGGAGGUGGAAGCCUGGGCCCGCCCAAUAUGGAGUCAGAUGCCUAUUUGCAGGAGAGCAGGGCUCCGCUUUUGCAGGGUGUGAUGCUCACAAUGGCUAUAGUGCCGUUGAUCUUUGUCUUGAUGCGAUUGUACGUUCGUGUUAUCUUGAAGCGGGUUUUUGGUUGGGAUGAUUUUAUCAUCAUCGUUGCAACGGCUUGCUUGAUCGCUUAUACUGCUGUUUGUCAUGCUGCUUCCACGAUAGGUCUUGGGAGACAUCUUGCUUUUGUCGCGGAAACCCCGAGCCAUGUCAUCGAUGUAGCGCUGCUAUGUGAUAUCGGUGAAGCCUUGGCUAUCAUGGCAUGUACGUUGGGCAAAACUUCGUUUGCGGUCACUCUCCUCCGCAUCGUCGUUCAUAGGUGGAUGAUAUACGUUCUCUGGUUUGUGAUCGUGACGAUGAACGUCGUCAAUGUCCUCGCAGCCUUAUUCAUCUUUGUACAAUGCAAGGAUCCUAGACACCUCUGGAACCCUGCUAUUCCGUCAGAAUGUUGGCCUUCGGAUGUUUUUACGAACUUUUCUCUAUUCGUUGGUGCAUAUUCUGGUGCGCAAGAUUUCGUGCUGGCCCUACUGCCUUGGACCCUUGUCUGGAAUCUACAAAUGAAGAAGAAAGAGAAGAUUGGUAUUGCCUUUGCCAUGAGCCUGGGCGUAUUCGCCGGCGCGGCCUCGAUCGUCAAGACAACAUUUUUGGUGGCAUUAUCGAAGAAGUCAGACUUUACGUGGGAACUUGUUCCACUGCUUUACUGGGCGGCUGUCGAGGAUGGACUGGCUAUCACUGCGGCCGCAAUCGCUACCUUGAGGCCAUUGCUAGCCAAAGUCUUCCCCGGAUCAUCAAUAAACAACAACUACAACAUGAUUACUUAUCCUUCAGCCCCGAAGCAGAAGGUAUUUGAUAAUUCGCAAGGCGGAACGAGCACUGACAUCGGACAUACGAGCAUUCAUGAGAGGGGAAGUCAGACUGCAAUUCUGGAGCCGGUGUCUCCAAAACGGGACGAAAGUAUCAGUUUGACUACGGAAGUUUCGGUCACUUACAAUCGACCGUCUUGAAAAUGAGGUUAUAUUGGCACAUAUAAAUGGCCCUGGCUAUGAGCAAUGGAAUGGUUGUAGCUACCUUGGAUCGGAAAAGUAUAGAACGGAAACG
Messenger RNA from Penicillium brasilianum, 1222 nucleotides. The record is from the annotation of a GenBank genome assembly. Lineage: Eukaryota; Fungi; Ascomycota; Eurotiomycetes; Eurotiales; Aspergillaceae.